This is a messenger RNA of Drosophila willistoni, 826 nucleotides long. RefSeq lists its product as uncharacterized. The record is from RefSeq and is a predicted model, not a curated record. The coding region runs from base 310 to 735 and encodes 141 amino acids. The transcript has a single exon. Lineage: Eukaryota; Metazoa; Arthropoda; Insecta; Diptera; Drosophilidae.
CAGUAUAUAUACAUGGUAAUUUGUACAACCCUUCCACAGACCACAGACUUUUCAAUCAGCAGCAUCACAGAGGUUUACACACACACACACACAAACACAUAGAGAGAGAGUAAGUAAUAGAAAUUACUAAACCCAGAGAGGGAGGAGGAGCAAGGAAGGUGAUGUGAGGGUGGUGUACAGGCAAAACGAUCGAAAAUUGAAAGGCGUUGUUUCAUCAUCAUUAUCAUCCAAACAUUGUUGUUGUUGUGGUUGUCGUCGUCGUCGUCGUCAACAAGUCAAACAUCAUCAUCAGUGCAGAGGCAACAUUUCAUGCAAUCGGACGUAAUUAUGAGAUUUACGGGUUCUCUAUUUCCUCAUCUAUUCCUGCUGAUGAUGAUGAUGAUGAUGGUAAUGGCAACUGUGGCCUUGCCUCUUCCCAUGACUAAUGAUCAGGAGCUAGUUGCCGUGGAUUCGAUUGAGCAGGAUCAACAGCAGCAGGGAUCGGACUUGGAAACGGAAUCCACAAAUAUUGCUCGCAUUGCUGGACGCAAUAGCAACAACAACAACAACGAUCAUCCCAAAGAAUUUGAUACAUUUGUUGAGGAACUACAAACGGCUGGUGUCCAAAUGGCAAAUCGUCAGAAUAUUCAGACAUUAAGCUACAAGGAAUUGACACGUCUUCUGGCCUUGUGGCAUUUAUCCCAUGAGCGUAAUUUCUACGAGUCCAAGAGUAGUCCACCACCAGCCGAUGCUUGAGAGUGAGAAACUCUACAAUUUACAUAUAUAAUUGUCGUUUCAUGUUUAUUAAAAGUGAAAAUUCAAUAAAAAAAAAUCUACAAGAAGAAAA